AUGGCUACCACAGCAAAAGAAGUCGCAAAACGGUUGGUGUCCGUUUUGGAGUCAUUUCCAAAGGAAAGAAUAGAACAUUUCGCCUCUUUCAAGGAGGUUCAAGCCGAGAGAUUUGCCGUGAUUGCUGGAUUACCAUCCAAAUCCAAGGAUUUGAAGACAACCAAGUCAAACAAAUCUAUCGCAGAGAUUGUCUCUUCUACAUUGAGCAACAAAAGUGGUCCCAAAGAUACAUUCAAGACUGACGCUUUAACGUCGCAGGUUCUAGAGCAGCAGCUGGUUUCCGCUGCAAAUAUUUCACAGAACAAGUACUCUACAUAUUAUCCAAUCAGCUCCAAGCUAUUGAAACCAAAAGGUAACCCAAAUUAUUACGACAGAUUGGUAGGUGAUUUGGAGAAAGGUGGUAAGCAAAAGGAGGGACUAUUGUCCGGAAUGAUGACUGUUAUAACGGGAAAGUAUUAG
This is a messenger RNA of Komagataella phaffii GS115, 459 nucleotides long. RefSeq names its product Mitochondrial translational activator of the COB mRNA. Gene Ontology annotation, molecular function: ribosome binding. The transcript has a single exon. The record is from RefSeq and is a predicted model, not a curated record. Gene Ontology annotation, cellular component: Cbp3p-Cbp6 complex; mitochondrion. Gene Ontology annotation, biological process: mitochondrial respiratory chain complex III assembly. Lineage: Eukaryota; Fungi; Ascomycota; Pichiomycetes; Pichiales; Pichiaceae. Bases 1 to 459 code for a protein of 152 amino acids.